AUGUCAUAUGAAAAUAACGGCAAACAAGUGAAAGAACAAAAUUCAAUUGUAAUCAAUGGUUUAAAUUUAUCAGAUGAGAAAUAUGACACUCAAAGUGAUUCAGAUAUUGAUGAUGAAACUAUUCUAACUGAUUCAUCAAGCAUUUCACCAUCAACACUUAAACGCCGUGUAAGUUUUUUGCCAAACAAGCAAAAUGAUUUAAAUGGAAAGACACCAACUAUAACAUUACCUACGAGUCCAACAACUACAACAACAACACCAGUCGGUAAAAUGCGUCGUCGACGUCUACGUAGAACUAGUCGUUCUGGUGAUGAUCGGAUUUCAUUUCGUGGUCGAAAUCCAAUUUAUACAGCUGGUCGUCCAGCUUGGUAUGAUGCAACAGGUGAAAUAAAAGAAGCAUUUGUUAUUGGUAUUUGUGGUGGUAGUGCUAGUGGUAAAACAACAGUAGCACAAAGAAUUGUUGAAAAAUUAAAUGUACCUUGGGUUACUUUAUUAAGUAUGGAUUCAUUUUAUAAAGUUCUUUCGGAUGAACAACAUGAGCAAGCUAAUGCAAAUAAUUAUAAUUUUGAUCAUCCAGAUGCAUUUGAUUUUGAUCUUUUACUUGAAACACUUAAAAAUCUUAAAAUGGGUAAACAAGUCGAGAUUCCAUUGUAUAAUUUUUCUACACAUGCUCGUGAAUCACAUACAAAAAUGCUUUAUGGGGCUAAUGUAGUCAUUUUUGAAGGAAUUAUGGCAUUUGCUAGUAAAGAAAUUCUUGAAAUUCUUGAUAUGAAAGUAUUCGUUGAUACGGAUGCAGAUAUUCGUCUUGCACGUCGCCUCGAACGUGAUAUAACCGAACGUGGGCGUGAUAUAGAUGGUGUUAUACAACAAUAUACGCGUUUUGUUAAACCUUCUUAUGAUCAUUAUAUUGCACCAACAAUGAUUUAUGCAGAUUUAAUUGUUCCGAGAGGUGGUGAAAAUCAAAUAGCUAUCGAUUUGAUUGUACGUCAUGUGAAUCGUGAACUUCAAAAACGUGGCAUAAAAGUAAGAAAUGAACUUUUCAAUCGAUUAGGACUUAUGCGUCAUUUACCCAUGCCUGAUACAUUUUAUCUUAUUGAACAAACAGCACAAAUAAAAUAUCUUCAUACAAUAAUACGAAAUAAACUUACAGGUCGUGAUGAAUUUAUUUUUUAUUCGAAACGACUUAUGCGAGUAUUAAUUGAAUAUGCUCUAUCACUAUUACCAUUUGAAGAUGUAACUGUUGAAACACCACAAGGUUCUUCAUAUAAAGGAAAAAAACAUGUUUAUGCUGAUGUUUGUGGUGUAUCAGUAGUUCGAGCUGGUGAAUGUUUAGAACCAGCAUUAAUUGAAGUUUAUAAAGAUGCUAAAAUUGGUAAAAUUUUAAUUCAAACAAAUCAAUUAACUGGUGAACCAGAGCUUCAUUUUCUUCGGUUACCUCGUGAUAUUGCUGAUGCUUAUGUAUUUAUUCUUGAUGCUACUAUCGCUACUGGAGCAGCAGCAUUAAUGGCAAUAAGAGUUUUAUUAGAUCAUAAUGUACCUGAAGAUAAAAUAGCAUUACUUUCAUUAUUAGUAUCGAAACAAGGUGUUCAAACUGUUGCUUAUGCAUUUCCAAAAGUUAAAAUAAUUACAACAGCAUGUGAUACUGAACUUGAUGAAGAAACAGGUUUUAUAUGUCCUGGUUUAGGUAAUUUUGGUGAUCGAUAUUUUGGUACUGAUCAAAUUGCAUCAGCAUCCGAUAAUGAAGAUAUUAUAUUUGGUCAAGGUGGAAAUGUUAGUUCACAAUCGGGUACACCAAAUUCACCUCAAAUAUCAUCAAAAUUAAAUCAUACUAAUCGAGAUUUAUCCCCAAUAGCUACAUUACGAUCAAGUGAACAUGAAGAUGUUUUUUCAACAAUAUAA
Messenger RNA from Rotaria sordida, 1899 nucleotides. The record is from the annotation of a GenBank genome assembly. Lineage: Eukaryota; Metazoa; Rotifera; Eurotatoria; Philodinida; Philodinidae.